GCGGCAGGGAGGGGGGAGCCGCCGCCGCCGCCGCCAGCCGGGUGUGUGGCGACCUGAUCCCUGUCCAACAUGGUCGCCGCUCACACCUCCCAUUCCGCGUCCUCCGGCGAGUGGAUCGCGUGCCUGGAUAAAAGACCUUUGGAACGUUCCAGUGAAGAUGUAGAUAUAAUAUUCACACGACUGAAAGAAGUGAAAGCCUUUGAGAAAUUUCAUCCAAACCUUCUCCAGCAGAUAUGUCUGUGUGGAUAUUAUGAAAAUCUGGAAAAGGGGAUCACAUUAUUCCGUCAAGGUGAUAUUGGGUCAAACUGGUAUGCUGUUCUGACAGGAUCACUGGAUGUGAAGGUUUCUGAUACAAGCAACCACCAGGAUGCUGUAACAAUAUGCACUCUGGGAAUAGGAACUGCUUUUGGAGAGUCCAUUCUGGAUAACACUCCUCGCCAUGCUACCAUCGUUACCAGAGAAUAUAGCGAGCUCCUUCGAAUUGAGCAGAAGGACUUCAAAGCACUUUGGGAGAAAUACCGACAGUAUAUGUCUGGACUUCUUACUCCUCCUUAUGGUGUUAUGGAAACUGGCUCCAACAAUGACAGAAUGCCAGAUAAAGAUAGUAUGUCAAGUGGUGCUCUUUGCCAAGUUUCUAAAAACUGUAAUAAGACACCUCUUAUUGACUCUCACAUCCCACAUCGUCCCUCUAAAAGCAUUACACAGGUUCCUUCAGAAAAGAUCCUCAGAGCUGGAAAGAUUUUGCGGAAUACAAUUCUGUCCCGAGCCCCUCACAUGAUAAGAGAUCGUAAAUAUCAUCUGAAGACUUACAGGCAAUGCUGUGUGGGGACAGAACUUGUUGACUGGAUGAUGCAGCAAAGUACUUGUGUCCAUUCACGAAGUCAGGCUGUUGGCAUGUGGCAAGUAUUGCUGGAAGAAGGUGUUCUUAACCAUGUGGACCAGGAACACCACUUUCAGGACAAAUACUUAUUUUAUCGAUUUUUGGAUGAUGAGCGUGAAGAUGCCCCUUUGCCAUCAGAGGAAGAGAAAAAGGAGUGUGAUGAGGAGCUACAGGAUACUAUGCUGCUUCUGUCUCAGAUUGGGCCAGAUGCUCAUAUGAGGAUGAUUCUCAGAAAACCGCCUGGCCAGAGAAGUAUAGAUGAUUUAGAAAUUAUAUAUGAAGAACUUCUUCACAUUAAAGCCUUAUCUCAUCUUUCUACCACAGUAAAGCGAGAAUUAGCAGGUGUCCUCAUUUUUGAGUCGCAUCCCAAAGCUGGAACAGUCUUAUUUAAUCAGGGAGAAGAAGGUACUUCUUGGUACAUUAUCCUAAAGGGAUCAGUAAACGUAGUCAUUUAUGGCAAGGGUGUGGUAUGUACUCUACAUGAAGGAGAUGAUUUUGGCAAGCUAGCACUUGUGAAUGAUGCUCCCAGAGCAGCAUCUAUCGUUCUACGUGAAGACAACUGCCACUUCUUGAGAGUAGACAAAGAGGACUUCAACAGAAUCCUUAGGGAUGUGGAAGCAAAUACUGUAAGGCUCAAAGAACAUGACCAGGAUGUCUUGGUGUUGGAGAAGAUCCCAGCAGGAAACAGAGUUUCUAAUCAAGGAAGUUCACAGCCUCAGCACAAAUAUAUUGUGAUGUCAGGAACUCCAGAGAAAAUUUUAGAGCACUUUCUAGAAACUAUGCGCCUUGAAGCAACUUUAAAUGAAGCAACAGAUUCUGUUUUAAAUGAUUUUAUUAUGAUGCACUGUGUUUUUAUGCCAAAUAGUCAGCUCUGCCCAGCCUUGAUGGCACAUUAUCAUGCCCAGCCUUCCCAGGGUACAGAGCAAGAGAAAAUGGAUUAUUCUCUCAACAAUAAAAGGCGAGUCAUUCGACUGGUUCUUCAGUGGGCUGCUUUAUAUGGAGAUUUGCUACAAGAGGAUGAAGCAGCAAUGGCCUUUUUGGAGGAAUUUUAUGUGUCUGUGUCAGAUGAUACUAGAAUGAUUGCAGCACUAAAGGAGCAACUUCCAGAGCUAGAGAAAAUUGUAAAGCAAGUAACUGAGGAGCCUAAGGCACCACAAAAGAAGCACAAAGUUCUUCUGCAGCUGUUCAAUACAAGCGAUGACAGAGCACAGAAACGCCAACCUAUCAGGGGCAGCGAUGAAGUUCUUUUUAAGGUGUACUGCAUAGACCAAACCUACACCACUAUCCGCGUGCCGGUGUCUUCGUCUGUGAAGGAAGUGAUCAGCGCAGUAGCAGAUAAGCUGGGUUCUGGAGAAGGCCUUAUCAUUGUAAAGAUGAGUUCAGGAGGAGAAAAAGUCGUGCUCAAGCCUCAUGAUGUUUCAGUGUUUACAACUCUCACUGUUAAUGGACGACUCUUUGCUUGCCCACGUGACCAGUUUGAUUCACUGGCACCGUUACCAGAACAAGAGGGACCAUCAGCUGGUACUGUUGGAACGUUUGAACUGAUGAGCUCCAAAGACCUCGCACAUCAGAUGACAAUUUAUGACUGGGAACUCUUCAACUGUGUGCAUGAGCUGGAACUGAUCUAUCACACUUUUGGAAGGCACAAUUUCAAAAAGACCACAGCAAAUCUGGAUUUAUUUUUAAGAAGAUUUAAUGAAAUUCAGUUCUGGGUGGUCACUGAGAUUUGUCUUUGCUCUCAACUCAGUAAGCGUGUGCAGCUACUGAAGAAAUAUAUUAAGAUAGCUGCCCACUGUAAAGAAUACAAAAAUCUGAAUUCCUUUUUCGCUAUUAUUAUGGGACUGAGUAAUGUUGCCGUGAGCCGUCUUUCACUGACGUGGGAGAAACUUCCAAGCAAGUUCAAGAAGAUCUAUGCAGAAUUUGAAAGCUUAAUGGAUCCAUCAAGAAACCAUAGGGCCUACAGACUAACUGUGGCUAAAUUGGAUCCUCCAAUAAUUCCUUUCAUGCCUCUACUUAUAAAAGACAUGACGUUUACUCAUGAGGGAAAUAAGACACUCACUGACAAUCUAGUAAACUUUGAAAAGAUGCGCAUGAUUGCCAACACUGUCAGGACGGUGAAGUUCUGCCGAAGUCAAUCUUUCAAUCCUGACGCAGCCCUAGCUAAUAAGAACCAUCAGGAUGUUCGGAGCUAUGUGAGGCAAUUAAAUGUGAUUGACAACCAGAGAACUUUAUCACAGAUGUCUCACCGACUAGAGCCGCGUCGGGCAUAAACAUUUGAGGCAAUGAUGAGAAAUGAUCUUUUAUCCUGUCAAGGUCACUUGUUAAGAACUUCACUUUCUCUGCGACUGCACUGCCACUACAAAAAUAAGCAAAAACAUACUGUAAGGUCUUAGACAACGCACAACCUGUCAGAGAACUUUGGCUGAGAAAGAAUUUAUGCACUGUAGCUGUAAGGGUGGCCAUGUUGUGUACUAUUAACUCAUUUUAAAGUGCAGUAAAUGAUUUUUGUAUGAAUUUUAAAAAGAGGGAAGAAGAAAAAUAGUUUAAAAUGCACAAAAAAAAAAAGCUCCUAACACUUCUAAGGGAGCUAGUGUUUUUCUCUCUAACUAAAAACAUGUUUUAUAAUUUCUUGCCUAGGUCAGGAAAGAACUGACAGUUUUGCUUCCCCAGCUACUGUUGAUCUCAAUACGAGAUGUAUGUAAGCGUCUGAUGAAAGAGCAGAGGUUUGGGAGAAUUGUCCAAGGUAUAAUUCCAUUCAGGGAAUACUUAAAAAUUUCCCUUUGAAAUACAGCAGAUACUAAGAAAAAAUUCUAAUGUUACUCAUACUGCCUACCACUUCAAGCAGCAUGGCCACUUCAGAAAACUGACAGGACUGAAAAUAUUUUGAACGAUAGCUAGAUUAAUCUGUGUUUACAUUUUAUUUCUUUUUUUAAACUAUCAGGUUUUUACAAAAUUCCACUAUGAAUUAGUCAGGCUGUCAAAAUCAUCAAUAGCAUAAAGGUAGCAAAAGACUGAUUCGAAAUGAGCACAAUAUGCACAAACAGAUUUCAUGAGAAUAGUUUCCUGGACAUCAGAACCUUCAGCUAUGAUUAAUACUGGCUGGCUAACAAGUAUUUUCUGGUCUUAAGCAUUUACAAAUAUCUAAAUUUUCAGCCAAUUGUUUUGCACUUUCAACAGACUGUAAAUAAAUAUUAAUUCAUUAUGUUCUACAAUAUUUAUUUAUGUAAUAGCCAUUGUGCAAAAAUAAUUCUGUUUUAUUUAUUUUGUUUAGCAUGUUCUCAAGUGCAGCUUUUGUCUUUAUACUUUGUGUGCAUCUCGUGUAGGAAUUGUGUGACGUGUUUCUGUAAAUAACACUCAGUACCUUAUUAAACGUAAUUGCUGGAAAGGUUUGGUCACUGGCCUUAUUUGCACAUUCAGCUUCGUUCCUGCGUAAGUCCUAGUGCUGCUUAUUGGCAGUUACAGUAAAUUCACUUGUAUUUUGCUGGGCCUUGAGACUACAUGUAGCCCAUAUCUACGCUGGUGGAGAUGACCACCAUAAACCCAGUGCGAUGCGCCCCUGCCAUGGCAGAGCAGCAGCACUGCAGUUCAACACCAGCUCAUUCAGGCUAAGAAGGGCCCUGACGCUCCCACAUAAAGACAGAAACCAUUUGUAGUGGAAAGGUUUAAAUGAAGAAGUGAUUAAUUCUUAAUUUUAGUUAACUCAGAAGUUUGUCAUCCUCACUCACAAAUGUGAACAUUCCAACCUACUGACUUCAGACAAGAUUUUACCUCGAGUAAGACCUUGGGACCUGGAAGGCCCCUGGCUCCUGCCCUCCAGAAGACCCAGAACCACAAAGUGAUCUGGUUGGGCCCCAUUCCCAUCAGGAUCAGUAGUGAUCAUCUGAACGCUCCUGGGAUGGCUGUGCUACUGCUAAGCAAGCACAUGUGGGGCCUGGCAGGUGCCAAGGAAAUGAUAAUGUUUACAUGGCCAAAAUCUUUCCUAUUGGAUUCACACCAGCUCUGCUCAGGGAAGUUGAAUGUCAUAAAAUCAAUUAAGCCCGAUAUUAGAAGCUGCAGGUAUUUUCUCAUAAUUAAGUUUCAGAGAUUGCCUCGUUGAUACAGCCUACCUCUCAGACACAGAGUAUACUUUCCUUGGAGUUGACCAGGAUGCUGUACUGUCAGUGCAGACAUAAAGAUUAUAUUUUUUAAUAUCUAAAAAAUAAUUUCAACCUUUUAGUUAAAAUAGAGUCUGCAAAAGCUGAGGAUCACCAGGGAAAUACUGACAUGCUAGACUAUUAGCUGUUCUGUACCUGCAUUCUGCAAAGGAAAGAAUUACACGGUUCAGAAAUAUUCUGCAGCAUGAUGACAUAAUUUAUUUUAACUUUGCUGUCUGACUAGAAGUUCAAGAUGAUUCAGAGGAAAACCAGCUAAAACCAUAGAGACGAGUUUCUGUCUUGUUAUUUCAAGUAAUAAAUAUUUCUUAUUUUCCUUUGUACUGCUCUAUGAGUAUACUUCGUAUAGCUUUUUCAGAUGCAGAAUCUUCCCAGAAGCAAAGCAUGCAUUAGAGUAAACUUCAGGUUCUGAAUUAAUUCAUAAGAUGUUUUUAUCUUUACAAUCAAUUCAUAGCAUUUCUGAGUUCGUGAUUUUAUUUGUUCCAGAUUUAUUCCUAUUGUUUGGACUUUCAUUUAUUACUGUGUUAACUGGUUUAUAAAGCUGCCAAGUUUCAACUUGGCUCAGCACAAAGGCUGAUUCUUCAUCCAUUUAAUGUGUUUUUAUCCCCUUUAUUUAUUCUUUUAUUCCUUAGAACCUCUAACUGCCUCGCUUAUUUGUUGCCAAACAGUCUCUAUCACAUAGAUACAUCCCAGUGAUUCAGAGAUUUUAUGGCACCUCUGUAUCAACAAAUAAAUGCAGUUUACCUAUCUCAAUGAAACUGGUGUCUGGCAUUUUUAAAUUUUCCAAUAAGGGGUGCUGUAUAAAUAACAGCUCGCUAUCUGUGCAUCUAACUCAUUCGAGUGGUUCAGAUAGUUGCUAUGGCACUGAUCACAGCCUACAUACCUAGAGAUUAAAUGAAUUAAGCUACCUUCUGGCUCUAGGAUCUGUAUGGGGCUCCUCUCCUGUUGUUGACUUUACAACUGGAAAGCAGCUGUUGAUCUGUAGCUUUUGCUGCCUGAAGCUUCAGUGUCACAAUAGCAGAAAGAAUGAUAGGAACUCCAGAAACACUGAAAUAUUAAUACCCCUAUCACCUUCACCCUGUGUCUGCAGCCACGAGUCACAACUCCCUGUGUGGGAGCGCUCUGCUGGGUCCAUGCUGGGUGAGCUGUAGCACGCUGCUUGGCCUGAUUUUGGCAUGUACCAACUCACACAGCAUGGGAGUGCCCAGGCAUGAUCUGGAGGGGCCAUUGUCAUUGAAAAUGGGGAGACAUUUGGCCUGUCUGCAUUUUCCCCUUGCAGCCCUUACGGGACCUGGAGGUUUCACACCCCAUCCCACACUGCUUGAGAAGGUACUUAUGUCAGCACUUCAGACUGCACAAAUGUAAACCUGUUCAAAACAAGGA
Messenger RNA from Phasianus colchicus (ring-necked pheasant), 6414 nucleotides. RefSeq names its product Rap guanine nucleotide exchange factor 4 (gene RAPGEF4). Gene Ontology annotation, cellular component: plasma membrane. Gene Ontology annotation, biological process: Ras protein signal transduction. Gene Ontology annotation, molecular function: guanyl-nucleotide exchange factor activity. Lineage: Eukaryota; Metazoa; Chordata; Aves; Galliformes; Phasianidae. The record is from RefSeq and is a predicted model, not a curated record.